AGGAGCUCACAUGCAGACGGAGCAGGGCAGUGCAAGAGCCGAUUAUAUGACCUGCCAAGUCACCCUGUAAAUACUUCUUACUGGCACGACUGGUACACUGUGCUGUACAUUUCUGUACAUAUUUCGUUAAAAGAAAGACAAUUAAAAAGUUAUAUGCUGUUUUAUUAUACUUUUCUCGUAUUUUUUUGUCGUAAUAUCCUUAUGGAAUGACUUGUACCUCUGCCUAUGACAACCGAUUGAAAUGUGAGAGGUGUAACGUUACCGACAUCCAAAACGAUAGCCAACUACACACAAUUUGAAUCCUAUCCUUUGGAAUAGUUAAUCAGUGUGGCAUCAUGGUGAUCGUAACGGAGAGAAGCCCGGGGUCCCAGCCCAACCAUACUCAUGGAAGGCCUCUACAGGUCGGCUUCUACGAGAUCAUCCGCACACUGGGGAAAGGAAACUUCGCUGUUGUCAAACUGGCAAGGCACAAAGUCACCAAAACACAGGUGGCCAUAAAGAUCAUUGACAAGACCAGACUAAACCCAUCCAACCUAGAGAAGAUCUACAGAGAGGUCCAGAUCAUGAAGCUGCUGAACCACCCCCAUAUCAUUAAACUCUACCAGGUUAUGGAGACUAAAGAUAUGCUGUAUAUUGUGACAGAAUAUGCCAAAAAUGGAGAGAUGUUCGACUACUUGACCUCAAACGGGCGCAUGAGCGAGGAUGAGGCACGGAAGAAGUUCUGGCAGAUCCUGAUGGCGGUGGACUACUGCCACAGGCACCACAUCGUUCACCGUGACCUCAAGACUGAGAACCUGCUGCUGGACACCAAUAUGAACGUCAAACUGGCCGACUUUGGAUUUGGAAACUUCUACAACUCAGGCGAGCCCCUGUCUACGUGGUGCGGCAGCCCCCCCUAUGCAGCACCCGAGGUGUUUGAGGGGAAGGAGUACGAAGGGCCACAGUUGGAUAUCUGGAGUUUGGGUGUGGUUCUGUACGUUCUCGUGUGCGGAUCCCUUCCGUUCGACGGGCCCAGCCUUCCCGCCCUCAGACAGAGAGUCACAGAGGGGCGCUUCAGAAUCCCCUUCUACAUGUCUCAAGACUGUGAGAACCUGAUCCGUAAGAUGUUGGUGGUGGACCCAACCAAGAGGAUCAGCGUGGCCCAGAUCAAGCAGCACCGCUGGAUGCUGGCUGACCCCACAGCUCCUAACCAGACCCUCAGUAUGGCACUGCCUCUCACAGACUACAACUCCAACCUGGGGGACUACAGCGAGCCCGUCCUGGGCAUCAUGCAAAGCCUGGGCAUCGACCGCCAGAGGACCAUCGAGUCUCUGCUGAGCAGCAGCUACAACCACUUCUCAGCCAUCUACUAUCUGUUGUUGGAGAGGGACAGGGAGCACCGGGCCUUGCAGCUCAGUCGCCAGUGUGGACCCUGGACCCAGAAACCCAGGGACACCUCUGACUCCGGUACCCCAGAGGUCAUCAUGGAGGACAGCUUCAGAACUUCGGCCUACCCCAUUCAGUGCAAGACCACCCCUCCCAUGCAACCGGAGAUGGAAUAUGACCACGGUGCAUUGUUCCAACGUGUGGCGUUCCCGGUGGAAGCCAGUCUGAACCGACUGCUGUGUAACCGCUCCAUCUCCCCCAACAGCCUGCUGGAGACCAGCAUCAGUGAGGAGGUCACACACACCUGCUCAUCCCUCGUCCUGCCCACCACCACCUCCCGGCGACACACCCUGGCCGAGGUCUCCCCUCACUUCUACCAGUGCAACCCCCCCUGCAUCGUGGUCAGCCUCUCCGAUGGUGCAUCGUCUGACAGCUGUUUGAAGUCCUUGUCCACUCCCAACCCUGCCCUGCACCCUCCUGUGGGGGGGCUGUCAGCCAUGCCAGCCUCUGGGACUGGCCCCAGGGCGCUGGUCUCUGCCGGUACCCAUCUGGCCCUCUCCUCUCAUCUCCUCCCCCAGGCCCAAGCUUCCAGCUUCCAGGAGGGCCGCAGAGCCUCUGACACCUCCCUAACACAAGGUCUGAAAGCCUUCCGCCAACAGCUGAGGAAGAACACUCGCACUAAGGGUCUUCUGGGUCUGAAUAAGAUCAAUGGUCUGGCAAGGCAGAUCUGCCCUCUGACCUCCGACCACAGUAGCCGUGGCAGCCGGGGAUCAAUAGGUCCCACCAUCAAUGAGCACCGCAGCAUGCUAGAGGAAGUUCUGCAACAGCAAAGAAUGCUCCAGAUCCAGCACCAGCCCCAGGCUCCUCAGUCAGCAUCUACCCAGAACCCUCUGCUCUUCCUGUCCCAGCAGCAGCCCCCCUCCCCCACAUCCGUUUAUGCCACCUCAACCCUGUUUGACACCUCCGCCUCCUCCCUCCCCCAGGGGGAACAUCAACACCCCCUUUCCCCACACAAGAGUCUCCUGGCUCUCCAGCACGCCUUCUGGCAGCAGCCUUUGGAGUCAUCUUCCUCCUCCUAUGGCUCCUCUUCCUCCUGCUCCUCAUCAUCAUCCUCCUACUGCGCCUCCUCUACCUUCCUCUCCCCUGUGGCCUCCGCUGCUUACCUCCUCGAGGCUCGCCUUCACAUCAGCCAGCAACCCAGCCUCCAUCCCCAGACCAACCUACACUACCAACCCCAGGCCCAGGCCCAGAACCAGGCCUUCACCCAGGGCCCCUUACCCCUUGUGGCCAGGCAGGGGAUGUGGAGCCUGGAUUCAGCCUCCGGAAAAGAGUCAGAGAUGCAGGAGCUGAGCCUGGGUGGGCAGCUGAGCAGCUGUGUGAUGGUGAAGUAAUGGAAAAAAAGAAAGGAGAAACAGGAAACAACAAAUUCCUACUAGACCAGAGUACUUGCUCCGUAUGGCAACCAGAGUAAAAAUGUCAUGGUGAUGUCAUCACUGAUGGACAGGAAGGGUGAGCACUUUUUGACAGUGGGAACAGAACUUUGAGCUGUGGAGUUGCUCACAGAUCAUCAGAUGAUGAGAAGAUGAUAGGACAACCGAACAAAUUGUCCUAAGUGUGAAAAGAGAACUAUUGGGGAGAGCUAAAUGAAAAACUGAGCAUAGAGUGGACAGAUAAAAAAAGAAAUGAUGAAAGUGACAAAUCUAGAUGAUUCUGUUGAACAACAUACAAACACUCACAUCUAGGUGUGUGUAGCUGUGUGUGAUCACAUAAGCUGACAAUUAAGCAAUAACAAAACUCUGGAGAGGUGAGUCUUGAGUUCUUGUCGGAUCCCCAGAGAAGCAAUAAAGGUCUGGGACCACCUCAACGCAACACUGUACCUGUCCUUUCUCCCUAAUAGGGACCCCAACUCACCCAUCUCCUUUUCUGGAGGGGUGUGUGAAGGACUCAUCUUGAAAAGACAAUGAGGAGUGGUAUCAAUGAACCAGACGAGGUAAUGUAAGAACUAUUUCAACAGUUUUUUCCGUUUUUUUGAGGAUCUAGUCUUCCUGAUUUAGUUUUUUGAUGCUUUUUCAGUUUUGCUCAGAGACUUGUAUUACAUGUCAUUGUUUUUUACUUUAUUUUUGUUUUUACUUAAUUUGCCUUUUGGAGAAGUUAUUACUUUGUGGCAAUCCUACAAGCAUGCAGUAUCACAACAAUUUUCAUCUUCAAACUUUCUUUGAACACAAUGCUACAGUGAUUUGACAAACUGUGAUUUAUUUGUGCAAGAUUCUAGCUGAGCUAAUGCUGCUUUUACCUCAGAAGAAGAUAAAAACCUGGUAAUUCUUGAUCAGCCAAAACUGAAUAAAAAAUAUACUUGCUGAGUGUCUAAAACACAAUAGGUAUUGCUAUUAGCAAGCAGUGUGUGUGUGUGUGUGUGUGUGUGUGUGUGUGUGUGUGUGUGUGUGUGUGUGUGUGUGUGUGUGUGUGUGUGUGUGUGUGUGUGUGUGUGUGUGUGUGUGUGUGUGUGUGUGUGUGUGUGUGUGUGUGUGUGUGUGUGUGUGUGUGUGUGUGUGUGUGUGCGUGCCUUACAAAAAGGUUGAUUUCAGUUUAUAAUUUAUAUUUAUAUAUGGUUACUUUCUAAUCAUAUUGUCUCUGUUGUUAUGUCCUUUUGGUGAGGAAUCCUCAAUCAUGCUAUUCUGCUGUUACCUUCUCAGGUAACCAAGUCACAAAAAUGUGGAAACGUUGUCUAAACUUAAGAUCCUGAAGACCUACAGUAUAAGCAUGAUGUCAUUCCCUAUCAGAGGAAAACAAGGCUUUAACAACUUUACUUCCCACUUGAUGUAUAGGCUGUGUGUAGGCUAUAUGCUGUACUGCUUUCACAUAGCCGGAACAAAGACUUUGGGACUAUAAUGCAAUAUUUCACAUUGAAAUGCAGAGGAAAUGAGAAAUGAAGAUCUGACAGGAUUGUACAUUACCUGCCUGCUGGCAUUUAUUCGAUUUCCUUGUUUUUAUUAGUACAUUUUUUCAUUUGUGUAUGAUUGUAAGAGGUUUUAAAACCUUUGUAGGGCGCUAGCUGAGUAGAUCAGGAACCUGAACGCUUCUGUUUUUUUGAACAUGAACAUAGAUAUGAAUAGAUGUAAAAGAAAGGACCCAAACCAUUUCACAGUGCUUUUCCUCUUGACGUCACAGUGCUUUUCCUCUUGACGUCACAGUGCUUUUCCUCUUGACGUCACAGUGCUUUUCCUCUUGACGUCACAGUGCUUUUCCUCUUGACGUCACAGUGCUUUUCCUCUUGACGUCACAGUGCUUUUCCUCUUGACGUCACAGUGCUUUUCCUCUUGACGUCACAGUGCUUUGACGUCACAGUGCUUUUCCUCUUGACGUCACAGUUGCCUCUGCCAUUGUACAAUGGCAGAACUAGAGAUAAGCCAAAUAGAGAGCAGAGUAAGAAGCCCUACUUACUUUCCAGCAACUCAAAAUGCUAGCUAGCUAGUGCAUUCAUGGUGUACUCUGUGUGGCUCCUGCUAUGAGCAAGCUGCUUCUGCCACAAGAUGCGAAUGUGUUGAAAAUUCCCCUAGCAGUUGGGUUCCAGGACCAUGACUGUAUUUGUUUUUUCUAAGAAAAUAAGAAAAUAAAUGGAAAACAAUUUGUAGCACUACAAUUUUUUUUGCUGCAAUGUGUGUUUUUCAAUGGAUUGGCCGUAGGAGGUCGCUAGCUAGAGGUUAAUACAACGCACUUGGGUGUAUGUGUUAGGCCUAUUUAUUUUUAGAGAAUGUGUUUGAAACAACAGCGUUUACUUCAGCUGUUUACACCAUGAUAGCAGUGCACCUUUGUUAUUUUGGUUAGUUUGACCAUAUCUGUGAAGGUGUCUUCUUUUGAACAACAUGUUGAAGGGGAAAAGUGUUGGAAGCCUGAAGCUUAAAAGUGGUUUGAUUGAUUUCUCUCUGAAAUAAGCAGUGUUAAUAUUUCUAAAUUACAUUAUAUUUUGCUUGAUUACACUCACCAACAGUGCUUGUGCCUUCUUCAGAACAAACCCCCUAUGGUCAGAGUAACCCUUUUUUUGUCCAAUCAGCACAAAGAGAAAACAGGUGGGCCCAUAAAACCCAGAUUUGCUACUUUUUCUGUAUUGAAGAAAAAAAUACUGCAUUUCACUUUACAAUGAAUAUAUCUCAUUUCUGAAAUAUGUUUAGUUUCUCCUGUUGGUUCAGAAAACGCUUCACAAACUUAGUUUGACCAAACGACGCAGAUCUGUAAGAUGUCCUUUUUGGUAAAAUGUUGGAUAUGAAGAAAUAUGCGUUAUGAUUUUCCUGAUUUUGUACUUGACUGUGUGUGUUUGUAUGAAUGUUAUAUGAAAACAAAGAUUGUUUAUUUGUGUGGCUAAUUUAUUUGAUUAAAACAUGAAUAAACAUGAA
Oncorhynchus mykiss (rainbow trout) is the source of this 5756-nucleotide messenger RNA. RefSeq names its product serine/threonine-protein kinase SIK2. Lineage: Eukaryota; Metazoa; Chordata; Actinopteri; Salmoniformes; Salmonidae. Gene Ontology annotation, molecular function: ATP binding; tau-protein kinase activity. Gene Ontology annotation, biological process: intracellular signal transduction; microtubule cytoskeleton organization; protein phosphorylation. Gene Ontology annotation, cellular component: cytoplasm. The record is from RefSeq and is a predicted model, not a curated record.